AUGAACAAUAACUUCAGGAACAGGAACUCCUGUCGUGGAGACAGAGACGUAACUCACCGCCGAGACGCACUGCACUAUGACCCGAAAGCUUGCGUGGCCGAAGAGAAGGGCGCUUACUCCUCCCUCGGAUUAGACGACGAAAAUAUCCCCGAUCCUCGCUCCAACAUCUUUCCAGAGUACACCACGGGUCUACAAAACGCUCACUUCCCUACUGAUUCCGGUGUCACCUUGUUGGGUUGGAUCCCGAUUCCCAUCUAUGUUCGAGAUGAGCCUCGAGACGCCAGUUCCGCUAAGGGUGACUGCCACCAGCGGCAUGAAGAGAAUAACCCAUCGUUUAGCCCCCGCCGAUCGUCUUCCCAUUCGUGGCCCUUACCGAAUUGUUGCCACGCCGCAUACGAACCUAAUCCUUCCGGUGGGCAAGAAGACCCCACUAUGCCUGGCUUUAGCUCUUUUCACAGUAGCCCAGCCCCUCACGAUUUCCAUCCUGACACCACCGGACGUGGUUCUGCAUCUGUGAAUGGCACCGGGCCAAUACUAUUGGGACGUGAGUGCGCCGGGCGUUCUCGCAAAAGAGAGCUUCUGCGAAUUGCCCAACCCAAGCCCUCGCCGAAUCUGACUACCGUUAAAGAGGAAAGAGUUGAGGAGCUGGCUCCUGAGAGGCGCCAAGCUAGCGCGAGUCCCCGGUCUCCCUUCAGGGCUCUGAGCGAGACAUGGUGA
Scedosporium apiospermum is the source of this 717-nucleotide messenger RNA. RefSeq lists its product as uncharacterized. The transcript has 2 exons. The coding region runs from base 1 to 717 and encodes 238 amino acids. The record is from RefSeq and is a predicted model, not a curated record. Lineage: Eukaryota; Fungi; Ascomycota; Sordariomycetes; Microascales; Microascaceae.